UUCAUGAAAAGUUGGUUGUUAACGUAAAUAACUGUAGAACGUGUGUUAAUUAAUAUAUAGUUAAAAGCAGUUUAAGUCGAUUAAUGAUUCAAAAGAAUACCACGAUUUAUAGUUAGUGUUUAUUAUAUUUGUGUUUGUUGUGUCGUGAGAUGAUAGAUUUCAAUGAAGCGUUAUCUUAAAGUUGUCAAAAAAAAAAAUUGUUCACAUCAACCAAAUAUAAAUAUGUAGUUUAUCCUUAAAAACAUAUUGCAUCCUCCGAGAUGUUGUGUGUAACCCGAUACGGGCUUCAAGGAUGUCACUGAAUUUACAGUGUUCAAACUCUUCGGAAUUCAGCAAGCUGCAAGCAAACCGAAUACUGAUAAUUUACUGUUACUACGGAACAGUUACAUUUUCUUUUGUAGAGUUUAAUAGAAGCAACAAUGCCAAGUUCAAAGAUACCAUCGCCCACGCGCUCCCAAGGUUCUCUGCUAACGCCGCGCCGCCACAGGACACGCAGUACCCGUAGCGUAGGCUCCCCAGCUCGUUCCAAUACACCAAGCCGGCUGACUGCUAUCAUCAUGCAAAACAAAGAGCCAUCUUUCGUCUUAUCACCACUUCCAACCCGGAGAUCUGUAUUAAAUGAUGACACUGAAGUGGAGGAACCACAACGUAAGAGCUGGUGGAGAAAAUUGGAUGAAAACUCCAGAGAUAUUCUUGAAGUAUUGGAAGGAAAUAAAGUUGGAGAAACAUAUGAAGCAGUUGAAGAAAUACUUAAUGUGGAAAUACUGAGCCAAGAGAAAAAGAACUACACCUCAGAUUUACCAGACAGUAGUGACAGUGAAUCAAUUAAUAGUAUAGUUAUGCCACAAAGAAAGCUUUUCAUACAAAAAGAAAAUUUACCUCAAAAAAAAUUUGGGCAACUCAUUGACAAUAGAGAAUCAUUAGCUAAUGUUGAUAAAACAACAGCUCAUGAGAAAUCAGUCACUGUAACUACGAAAAGCCUCUUUCAAAACAAUAAACGAAAGCGUGUAUUUCCAGCAGCUGCAUUAAACUUAUCACCAAAUAAAACUGCAGUAGACAAAACAAAGCAAUUUAUUGUAGAUCCUCCACAAAACCAAGCUCGAAACAUAUUCGGAUAUCGUCCAGCGGCUAAAAGAAAGAACAUGUUUGCCGAGUUCAUUGUUUCUGAGAGUGAAGACGAAAUUUCCGAAAUUCAACCAAAAGUCUUUGAAUAUCAAAAGCAAUUCGACCAUCGACGCUCUAGGGUUUCUAAUUCGAGACCUAUUAGAGAGACUUCACCUGCAUCAAGUAUAACAACUGAUAUGGAAUUGGAUGAUUGGAAAUAUCUGCCAUCUUCUACAAUAGUUGAAAGUCAUGACCAAAAUCUCACAGAAAACCACGCCAAUACUAUAGUUUUAAAAGAACACGAUCCAAAGAAACAAGUAUCAACUCAACAUGCUCAACAACCAAAUGAUGAGGAUCACGAAAUGGUAUGCGAGAAUAAUGUUGACCAAAAAAUGUUUCAAGAUAAAGAAACAGAUAACAGACAACAAGGUAUAACGCCUUACAACAAUGACAGAGGAAAUAAUACUAGUAACAAGGAUCAAACUCAAAAAGAAGCAGUUGAAGUAGAACAUUGUCACAACGAGUUUCAAGAAAAUCAACAAAACAUUACUAACAAACAGAAAAACGCAGGAAAUAUAAGUAAUGUCGACAAUUCUGGCGAACAGGCCGAUAUUUUUACUCCACAGAAUGAAGAAAUUGUCGAGCAGGAAAAUGAAAAUAAUGACUUCAUAAAACCAGAGAAUAUUGGUAGUCAGAAUAAUAUUGAUAUUGAAAAACACGCAAAUAAUGAAAAAAACAAUCAUGUUGAAGAAGUUGAUCAAAAUGCAGAAACUGAAGAAAAAAUACAUCAUUCUAAUAAUACUGAUAUAUCAUCUGAACAAAAUGCUGAAGUAAUAGCUUCAAAUGAGGAGGAACAAAUGAACAGCCAUGGAAAUGAGACUGGUAUAGAAGAAUCGGAUCAAAACGCAGAAUCAGAAGCGUCGUGUGCUGAAGAAGAACAAGAAGAAACGGUUCAUGAAGAAUGUGAAAGUGAAGAAAAUAAUUCUGAACGAGCACUAGAAGAUUCGACUGUCGAAAAUAACGAUGAAACGGAAAUUCAUGAGAGAAGUGGAGACCAAAUUCGAGAAUCAGAUGAAGAUUUAGAAAUUGAUGAAAAUGUGGAAAGAAGUGAAUUAGGAAACGAAUCCAACGCAAGUAAUGACGAUGAGCAUUUGUAUUUAAGUGAUGAUAAUGAUGAUGAACCCGAAAACAGUGCCGGAGCUGAUAUAAAUGUAAAUGAUAAUAGCCCCAACACUGAUAAUAUUGACAAUAACGAAAUCACAGAUCGAAGUGAAACUCUUGAAAAAGUAAAUUUACCUGAAGCUAUUUUACACGAUAAGAAAAAUGAGUCUGACUUAUUUACCAUGCAGGGUAACAAUACUGACCUUAGAAAAACUAAAAGCAUGAUGCUCACGAGUAUCAGGCCAAGUUUGUUACCGCCCGUAGAAAGUACAAGUAUGACAGAUGGGACAAGAAAUUCUAGCGCUGAGGGUUCUGGAUGGGAUUCUCACAGAACUACAAGGAAGACACUUCGGCAAACAUUUGGUAAGGAUUUCACACCUCGAAAAUCUUUACGAGCGUUAGUAAUGGAAAAGUCUGCUAAGAGACAGACUGCACUUGUUGAUGCCAAAGAAAUUUCUAAAAUGCCACAAGCAAAUUCUACAGAGAUCCCGGAAUUUAAUGAUGACUACCAUGAAGCAGAGGAAUCAAUCGAACCAACAAAUCAUGAAAUAUCUAAAAAUACUCGUCAAGCAACCUUAGAAUUAUAUUUGCAGAAAAUAAAGAAAAGCAACAUGGAGAAAAACAUCAGAAUAGAACAAGAAGUAAGAAACUCCCUUAAAGCCAUGAAACAAUGCAAACAAAAUGUAAAUAUUUUCAAAGUCCCUGCCAAGCCAUUAUUUGCAAGACAUUCCACAAAACCAGUUCAAAACAAAAAUAAAGUGAGAGAAAUGAAAUCAUCUAUGCCACUGGGUGAUCUACCCCCUGAACUGCUGGAGGAUAUGAAAUAUAAACCGCCAAAAAGAUAUCAACCAAAGAACGCUUCGUGGACUACAAAGAGACUGUACAAAUAUUUGGAAGACAAAUUAGAACCGAAAUACGACUACAAGGCUAGAGUUCGAGCCGAGAAGCUUGUUGAAACGAUCUACCAUUUCACUAAAGAGGUAAAAAAGCACGAGGUGGCACCUAACGACGCAGUAGACGUGCUCAAACACGAGAUGGCGCGCUUAGAUAUCGUCAAAACACACUUUGACUUCUAUCAGUUCUUCCACGAUUUUAUGCCCCGAGAAAUAAGGGUUAAAGUCGUACCCGACAUAGUGAACAAGAUCACGAUACCAAGAAACGGAGUUUUCUCGGAGAUUCUAAGUGGGCAUACGGUACAUGCGUAAUUUUAGUUGAACUAUUGUUGUUG
This is a messenger RNA of Bombyx mandarina (wild silkworm), 3493 nucleotides long. RefSeq lists its product as uncharacterized. The record is from RefSeq and is a predicted model, not a curated record. Lineage: Eukaryota; Metazoa; Arthropoda; Insecta; Lepidoptera; Bombycidae.